AUGGAAAAAUUCACUCAUCUGGAAGCUCUGCUGUUUACUGCUGUGCUGGAGAAUUGUGUCGAUCAACUCUCAAUUCUUGGAUAUAUCAUGCCGGUUUCAUAUGAGGGCGAGACAGACCUCAGCCAUACUGGCAUCCAGGAAAUUAAAGAAAUCGUAGAGACCCAGAAGGAGCUGGACACUAACUACGAAGCCCCUAUGUCAGCAAGGCAAGUGAGUGGGGAAAGAAUUACCUCCAUGUGUCUGAAAAGCAUCGAACACAAGCAACAGCUGGGGAAAACUGAAGAUCUAAAAAGUACCCAUCAUCUUUCCAUCAGGGCCAUGAAACACAGUGCUCUGACUGUAGAGAGUCUCAGAAAAAUUCAGGCUGACAGGCAGUAUGCAAGUGAUGUAACUACAAUCACUAUGAAAAAGAUGCAGGAACUGGGAACAUUUGAUAGCCUAACAGAAGCUAAUGAGAGAGAGAAGGAAAAAAAGAACAAGUUUCAUGACAUCCUCAUCAGGGAGGAGGAAGGAAAGGAGGAGAUAAAGUCACUCCAGAAACAGCUGCAAGAUGUCAAGAAAGAAACUGAAAUAGAACUUCAGAACCGAGAUAAUAUGAUUGCUUACCUCAAAGACGAGCUUCAAGAGAUGAAGGCCAAAAUGAACAUGGAGAGCUGCUACGUGAAGAAAAGCACAGACCUCCGGGUCCACCAAACCAAGAAGAAGUGCAGCAACGCAGAGAAUGUCCUGGAUGAGGAAAUUCAGAAGUUGAGGAGCAAAACUGAUGAGGAGAUUCGAGUCCACAUGGAGAUUGAAAAUUUCCUCAGGCAACACCAUAAGAAGGUGGAAGAGAAGCUGGAAUACUGGGUGGACAAGUAUGAAAAUGACACAGAUGCUAAAGACGAAGAACUGGAUGCCCUAAAAGCAUCAAAGGCAAACAACUUGGAAAUACUGCAGAGACUUACCAAGGAGUGCCAGACAUUUGAGCAAACUAUCAUCAGUGACCGGGUGGAAAAGGAGGCUAAAAGAAGACAACUAGAACAGGAUGCCCUUGAGCUGAAGAGCAUCCUGAAGCUGCAGGCCUGGUGGAGAGGUACAAUGGUCCGCAGAAACCUUGGCCCCUACCAGGCCCUCAGGAAGAGUCGGCAGAAACAUCUAUCAAAGCAGAAAGAAAAAGGGAAAAAGAAAAAAUCUGGAGCAAAGAAAAAGAUGCGAUAA
Cariama cristata (Red-legged seriema) is the source of this 1197-nucleotide messenger RNA. RefSeq names its product IQ motif containing G (gene IQCG). The record is from RefSeq and is a predicted model, not a curated record. Gene Ontology annotation, molecular function: protein binding. Lineage: Eukaryota; Metazoa; Chordata; Aves; Cariamiformes; Cariamidae. Gene Ontology annotation, cellular component: sperm flagellum; cytoplasm. The transcript has 9 exons. Bases 1 to 1197 code for a protein of 398 amino acids. Gene Ontology annotation, biological process: cilium organization; sperm axoneme assembly.